Molecule: messenger RNA, 1162 nt
Organism: Zingiber officinale
Lineage: Eukaryota; Viridiplantae; Streptophyta; Magnoliopsida; Zingiberales; Zingiberaceae
Product: FHA domain-containing protein FHA2-like
Exons: 3
Coding region: 29-988 (319 amino acids)
Biological process (GO): regulation of ribosomal protein gene transcription by RNA polymerase II
Cellular component (GO): nucleus
Molecular function (GO): sequence-specific DNA binding; protein binding
Source: RefSeq, a predicted model, not a curated record
CCACUCCUUUUGCCCCUCUCUCGCUGCCAUGGCCAAGGGACGAAGCGGCGGCUCUGCACGCCGCGGAGGAAGCGGCGACGCCGACGAGGACGACGCCGUUGUGGGUUUCGCAAAGCUCCAGGGCGAGGACUUUGAGUACUACAUGCAGACCUACUCGAUCUUGUUGGGCCGCAGCAGUAAGACGUCGGAGGUGGAUGUCGACCUCGCCUCCAUGGGCAGCGGCUUGAGCAUUUCCCGUUGCCAUGCCCGCAUUUUCUAUGACUUCCCUCGACGCUGCUUCUCCCUAGAGGUCCUGGGGAGGAACGGCUGCAUCGUCGAGGGCGUACACCAUCAGCCUGGGUCGCCGCCUAUCAAGCUCGACUCCCAGGACCUCAUACAGAUGGGAGAAAAGAUGUUCUACUUUCUUCUUCCAUCCCAAUCCAUCGUCGACGAGGCCUUCCCAGGAGACGCUGAUGAUGCGCAUAAUGAUAAGGGGGGAGGGGAGGAAGAGGGGGAGGAAACAGAGGAGGAGGAGGAGGAGGGCGCUGCGUUUGCAGAAACUGGAAAGUUUUGGAAGAGGAAAAGGAUCGAUUUUGUCGAUGAGCAUGUUGGGGCUGUUGGUCAUGGCAGGGCGGCUGCGCUGGGACAUUCAGAAAUGGUCAAGACGAGGUCAAGAGCUGACAGAGAAGCAGACAAUCAACUACUGCUGCAGUUGGAAGAGAAAGAGGUCAUCUCGUCUAUAACUACUUUGCUGCCUAGUCUUUGUGGCCCUGGAGAACAGUUCCCCAUUGAAAAACUUCAUGCGAAGUUAUUCGAAAUCUAUGGCCAUGUAUGGCAUCGUAGCCGGGUACGAAGGUAUUUAACAUCUGAAGAGUGUCCUAAACGUGAAGCGAAGGGUAGGCCUUGGUUUGGCUUACUGAUGCUGCUAAAGAAGUAUCCGGAGCACUUUUCAAUUCAUACAGAGUUUAAAGGAAGAGUUGUAUCAGAACUUGUUUCCUUAGUUCAUUAGUCUCAGGGUUUUAUCUUUCAUCUCUAUUGGAAUCGUCUUAUAUCCUUCAUAAAACCAGAAGGAACUCAAACUAAAGAUGGACUUUUAUGUUGCCAUCUUGAUUCCUUUUGCUAAAUAGAAUGAUGAUGCAAGAUGGCGUCCAAAUCCAAAAAUUUUCUCUUUUUUUUAAUUUUA